AUGCCGGAGGUUGCGCGAAGUUCCAAUGGAGCCGCCUCGCCUAAUAUGACAAGUGCCAAAGAAGCAGAUCAGGGGACGGUCGUCUCCGCGUCCAAUGUAUCCAACAGUAGAUCACCUACCAAGGACAAGUUUUCAUCCGCACCUGGCUCAGACGCGCCGGCGCGGACCUCCAAAAAACGAAGAAAAGUCAAUCAUGCGUGCAUCUAUUGCAGACGUUCGCAUAUGACUUGCGACCUCGAGCGACCAUGUACAAGAUGUGUCAAACGAAAUAUCGGACAUCUAUGCCAUGACGAGCCUCGUGAGGGCGUCAAGAAACCUAAAUCAGAGCCUGAAAAUGGCAGUGCUCCAAGCGAGGCUACUACGAACGGAGCAUCUACCUCCGAUGCUGCUUCAAAUGCCAUGUCCCAGCAGAUCAGCGCUACAGACGCAGGACUGAAUCUGGCGCCUCCUCCCCUACCUCCUAACAGAGCUGCCAGUACGCCGUCAACUACGCAAGCUGAUCCAGUAUCCGCGCCACAAUUACCUGCAUUGACUUCCGGCAACCAGUCUUUUGUGAACUAUGACAACCUCCUUUCUUCCUCUUCCCAAAACAACUUUCAGGAUAUGCACCAUUUUCAUCCCUCUUAUAUGUUCAACACACCAGAGGUCAGCAAUGAGUACAAUCUGUUCAACGACUUCCUGAACAACAACCUCAUGGAUGAUGGCUCUUUUUACGGUGGUGGCGAUCUUCACACCUUGUUCUCCGAUGCCUCUCUAAUGAACUCCAUGGGUACUCUGACUAACAACACCACCUUCGACCCGAACACGUCAAGAAAUGCCCAACUACUCCCGCCACCUGCCCAACCCACCGUCAGCAAUUCUGUCCAACGGCCAACAAACAGCGCUACCGCCGACAAGGCGCGAGAGAGGUACCUAAUGGCAGCUGCCGACCCAGCGGGUAACGAUAGUCCUGAAGAGCGUAUGAACAAACUGCUCAAGGCUAAGAUGGACGCCGGUCUUUUGAGACCUUUCAACUACGUCAAGGGUUACGCAAGGCUGAAUCAGUACAUGGAACAGAACUUGCAACAGGUCUCGCGUGUACGUAUAUUACGGCAGCUUGAUAGGUUCAGGCCCAAGUUCAGGGAGCGAGUACAAAAACUCAACGACAUGGAGCUGGUGCGCGUAGAGAUGUGGUUCGACAAGAGUUUGAUGGAGUAUGAUCGCGUCUUUGCGAGCAUGGCAAUACCUGCAUGUUGCUGGCGUAGAACAGGCGAAAUAUACAGAGGGAAUAAGGAAAUGGCACGUCUCAUUCAUGCGCCGAUGUCAAAGUUGCGAGACGGUAAUAUCGCACUGCACGAGAUCAUCGCCGAACCAUCACUCGUCUCGUAUUGGGAGAAAUUCGGUGCCAUCGCCUUCGACCAUACUCAAAAAGCUAUCCUUACCAGCUGCUCCAUCAAAAAUCCUGAUCCGACUUCGAAAGACCCCGAGAUACGAUGCUGCUUUUCUUUCACUGUGAAGCGAGAUAUGUGGAAUAUACCAGCGUUGAUUGUAGGUAACUUCCUACCAAUAACGGAGCCAAUAUCUGGACCCUUGCCGAUCUCCUAA
This is a messenger RNA of Ascochyta rabiei, 1584 nucleotides long. Its product is annotated as Transcription factor. Bases 1 to 1584 code for a protein of 527 amino acids. Gene Ontology annotation, biological process: regulation of DNA-templated transcription. The record is from RefSeq and is a predicted model, not a curated record. The transcript has 7 exons. Gene Ontology annotation, molecular function: DNA-binding transcription factor activity, RNA polymerase II-specific; RNA polymerase II transcription regulatory region sequence-specific DNA binding; zinc ion binding. Lineage: Eukaryota; Fungi; Ascomycota; Dothideomycetes; Pleosporales; Didymellaceae. Gene Ontology annotation, cellular component: nucleus.